GAAACUUUAGUGUGGAUUCGUAGAAUGUCGUCUGAUCUUACAGAAUAAAAUAUAAAUAUAUUUCGAGAUCUAGUUUCUUUUAGAUUCAAAAUUUUUGUAGAAAUAAUUGUCAAAAUAUUUAAAAAAAUUGUUGCCUUACACUUACAUUUAAACUGGGAUGUCUGAUUUAGAAAAAAAAUCUAAAUCCAUAACUUUUACAGACUAUGAUGUCCUUGGUUUUGAUAUGGACUUCACACUCGCCCGAUACAAACUCGUACCAUUUUACAAAAUGGUAUACAGAGGUGUUUGUAAAUAUUUAGUUGAAGAAAGAAAUUACGAGCCAUCAAUUUUUCAUGAGCUGGAUCAGGAUAAAGAUUUAAUCUACAAAGGUCUGCUGGUGGACUUUGAAAAGGGAAAUGUUCUAAAGCUGGAUAAACAAGGUAGCAUACUCAGGGCCACCCAUGGAACAAGGAAGCUGACCACAGCACAGCUGGAAGAAGCCUAUGGUAGAGAGAAAAAGUUUUCACAUUUCCAAACUUUCAUGCAGGGCAUGAAGUGUCUAGCAGGAAGAUGGAGAUUUUUUGAGAAUUAUUUUGAUAUCCCAGCACUGGUGGCAUUUGCUAGAAUAAUUGACAGCAUCAAUGACAAGAAAACUGUGGUGACUGAGGACAAGAAAACAUUUUUACAUAUAUGGACAGAUGUGUACGAUGCUUUAGGAGAUAUGUACACACCACAACAGUUUAAAGCAAACCAAGGCAACUUUUUCCCAAACAUGAAGGCGGACGUUGGGGCGUACAUCGACCUGGUGAGCCCCGCUAUCAAACAGUGGCUGACAGCUCUCAGACAGGACAACAGGAAGAUUUUCUUGUUGACGUCAUCCUUUCCUGACUUUGCUACACACAUCAUGGAGUAUUCAUUUGGUCCUGACUGGAGGUCCUACUUUGACCUGGUUGUCUUUGGUGGAAGAAAGCCCAGAUUUUUUACAGAGGUGGAGCCUUUUAUGGAAGUUGAAAAUUUGGAAAUUGGUCAAGAGACAAAAUAUCUGCAGGAAGGCGGAGAGUAUUGCCAUGGCAACCACCUGCAGUUAAUGACAUUUUUUAAGAAAAUUACUGGAAAAACUUAUCCUAAGGUUGUCUACUUUGGUGACAACCUUUGGGCUGACGCCUGGCCGUCCAAGACCUACGGCCAGUGGGACACAGUGCUGGUCCUGGAGGAAAUGGAUGCUGAGGGUUACGCUGUAUCUGAUGGCACAGUCACUGAGCAAGAGGGGGCAUUUACUAAAGGGUUUAAGCACAGCUCGCUAGUGACCGCUCAAGAAAUCCAACUGAUGGUCAGUGAUUUCUGGGGCUCUGUUUUUAUUGACAACCUGAAGGACAACCAGGUCUUGGAGGAGAAACAGAUGAACACAGCCUUUGGUAGCCUGAUCUCCACAUACGCUGAUGUUUGUGUGCCCAGCAUUGAGUACUUGGCAGGUGUACCUAUUGAUCACGCCUUCAGCAUCUUUGAGAGAGAGCCAGGAAAUUGUCAAGGUUUUCACCCUGGAUGUCCACAGUCCUUGGCAGUCGUCUCUUAGUUAAAUAUACCAUCCACCAACACACCAAUACACCAACACCACUAUCCACCAACACACCAAUACACCAACACCACUAUCCACCAACACACCCAUACACCAACACCACUAUCCACCAACACCACUAUCCACCAACACAACUAUCCACCAACACCACUAUUCACCAACACACCCAUCCACCAACAAACCCAUCCACCAAUACCACUAUCCACCAACACAACUAUCCACCAACACCACUAUUCACCAACACACCCAUCCACCAACAAACCCAUCCACCAAUACCACUAUUCACCAACAAACCCAUCCACCAACACCACUAUCCACCAAUACCACUAUCCACCAACACCACUAUUCACCAACACACCAAUACACCAACACCACUAUCCACCAACACACCCAUACACCAACACCACUAUCCACCAACACCACUAUCCACCAACACAACUAUCCACCAAUACCACUAUCCACCAACACCACUAUUCACCAACAAACCCAUCCACCAACACCACUAUCCACCAAUACCACUAUCCACCAACACCACUAUUCACCAACACACCCAUCCACCAACAAACCCAUCCACCAACACCACUAUCCACCAACACCACUAUCCACCAACAGUAAUGUUAUGGUAAACUGUGAUGAACAACAAGGUGAUUCUGUAAAUAGAUAAAAUAAAUACAUUGAUAAACUUAAAGCUAGUGGCUCAGCUAACCAUAAAACAUUUCUGGCUUGAACACGUCCAAAUUCUAGGGCUGGAAAUGUAGUUCAAGCAUAAUGGGAGAUAUUGUGUGGGCAUUUAAAAUAUUUUUGAGUAGCUGAAUAAUUUUGUCAUUUCUUGAAAAUUCUUGCAACCAGAUAUUAUGGCCAUUUGGUUUACAAACAAAUAUUGUGGGCAUUUGGUUUACUAUCAAUUAUUGUGGGCAUUUAUAAUUUAUUGUAAUCAAAUAAUGUGUUCAAUUUUUGUGGCCAAAUUUUACUGUAUGUCUUUUUAAUGUUUAAAAUUCUGGACAUUUUGGAGGAUGUUUAGUAAUAGAAGGCUCCUAUAUUGUUACAACCUUAACUUAGUGGGUGCCUAUAUUGUUACAAAGAUGUUUGUGGGUCCCUAUUUUGUGGGUCCCUAUUUUGUUAAAACCUUAACUUAGUGGGUCCCUAUAUUAUUGCAACUUUAACUUAGUGGGUCCCUAUUUUGUUACAACCAUGUCUGUGGGCCCCUUAUAAGUUUGUAAUGAUACAGGGACCCACAAGUAUAAGUAAUGCUUGUGGGACCCUAUAUGUGUGCAACCAUAAGCUAGUGGGCCCCUAUAUUUUCUCAUUGUUACCUGGACUGUUGACUGUAGGGUGUGUGAUUCCACCUAGCCCUGAUGGGUACCUGACUCAGGGAAAGUUGCAUAGUACUGACACCACCCCUCAUCUUUUGAGGCCAAGGGAAGUAUACUUUGGAUGUACCAAACUGGUGAUAUUUCAUUUGAGCUGAUUGUUGAUGCGGAUUGUAAGAAAGAGUGAGGAGAAAAUAUCAGGUUUAACAUGCAUGAAUUUGAUGGAUAAAAUGUAAAUAAAUUAACAAUAUGUG
This is a messenger RNA of Physella acuta, 3119 nucleotides long. Its product is annotated as 5'-nucleotidase domain-containing protein 1. The record is from RefSeq and is a predicted model, not a curated record. Lineage: Eukaryota; Metazoa; Mollusca; Gastropoda; Physidae. Gene Ontology annotation, molecular function: 5'-nucleotidase activity.